AUGGACGACUUCACAUCCCUCGAACUGCUGUCGCUCGUUUCCAGAGUCACCUCCGAAUUGCAAAACCACUUGGGAAUCAACGACAAGACUCUCGCCGAGUUUGUCAUCGACCAGCACGAAAAAUGCGGAGGCAACUUGGAAAAGUUCAAGGAGAUCCUGGCGGGCAUGGGUGCAGAGUUUCCCAACAGCUUGGUCGAGAGCAUCGACCGGUUGAUUAAGACGAUGCAUCCCAACUACAAAAAGAGUCAGAAACAAGCUGCGCAGGGGAAUGGCACAUCGGAUAUGGACGAGUUGGAUGCGAUCGGCCGCAAAGCAAAACUUUUCAAGGGUCUCGCAGUCCCAGAUCGCCAACCGUCCUGGACUGACUCCGAGGACGACAUUGCUGCGCAGAAAGCAAAUCGGGCGAAUCACUCUGCGGAGGACGACACUUUUGCCCUUCUCGAAGGCCUUGCGGGAAACUCAAAGAACGGUACAAAUGGCGCAGCGGGAAGAAACAGGAAGAGAAGUCGCAGUCCUGAUCGUGACGACUAUGCAAGAGACCGAGAACCAAGACGCAAAUACUGGUCGCGAAGUCCUAGCCCCCGCGAGGAGAAGAGGUCGCGGAAAUACCAGGAUCAAAGUUACGAAGACAGGCCGACGGGUUACAGAGACCGCUACGACGAGAGACGAAAUGGCCACCAGAAGAACAGGCGGCGCGACUAUGAUGAAGACGAUGAUUUUCAAAGGCCACCUCCUCGUGAGGUCGAUGAGUACCCUGUGCUCUACAAAGUCUACGAUGCAGUGAUCAAUGGAAUCAAAGACUUUGGCGCGUUUGCUAGUCUUCAAGGUGUCAAAGGCAAUGUCAGUGGACUGAUUCAUGUCUCAGCUAUCCAAGAAGGCGCUAGGGUCAACCACCCGUCGGAUCUUCUAUCUCGUGGACAGCACGUGAAGGUCAAAGUCGUCAAGAUGGAGAAUAACAAGUUCAGCUUGUCGAUGAAAGAGGUUGAUCAGGUUACUGGGCAAGAUCUCGUUCCAUCUAGAAGGAUAGCUUCUGGUGCCAAUAUGGAACGGCUCAACGGGCUGCCGUCUGAUGACCGUUACGGAGGUCUGAGCAGCACAGUUCCCGUUAUUGAAGAUGGCUUGUCUUCGAAGCCUGGAAAGACGCGAAAGAGAUUAACGUCCCCAGAACGAUGGGAGAUCAAGCAACUCAUCGCUUCAGGUGCUAUAUCCGCACAAGAUUAUCCCGAUAUUGACGAGGAAUAUAACGCCACCUUGAACGGAGAAGAACAGUUUGAGGAGGAGGAAGACAUCGACAUUGAGGUCCGAGAAGAGGAGCCACCGUUCCUUGCGGGUCAAACCAAGCUGUCCCUGGAAUUGUCACCUAUUCGAGUUGUGAAGGCUCCCGAAGGGUCUUUGAAUAGGGCCGCCCAAGCGGGCACAAACCUAGCAAAGGAGAGAAAAGACCUCAAACAACAGGAAGCAGCCGAGCGAGCCGCAGACGAGGCAUCUAAAGUUGAUCUCAACGCGCAAUGGCAGGAUCCGAUGAUCAACCCUGAACAGAGAAAAUUCGCGUCGGACCUGCGACAGGCCCAGCAACAAUCAUCUCGAGCUAUAGAGGCUGUGCCUGAGUGGAAACGAGCAACCCAAGGCAAGAACCAGUCCUACGGCCGCCGGACGGAUAUGACCAUUAAGCAGCAAAGGGAGUCCCUUCCCGUUUUCCACUUCCGCAAACAGCUUCUCGAGGCUGUUGCCGCGAACCAGUUACUUAUCGUGGUUGGAGAUACCGGUUCUGGUAAGACGACCCAGCUCACCCAGUAUCUUGCCGAAGCAGGGUAUGCCAACCACGGCAUGAUUGGCUGUACGCAGCCCCGCCGUGUGGCAGCCAUGUCUGUCGCGAAGCGUGUCUCCGAGGAAGUCGGCUGCGAAUUGGGCAAGGAGGUCGGCUAUACAAUUCGUUUCGAGGAUCGAACCUCACCAGACACGAAGAUCAAAUACAUGACUGACGGAAUGCUUCAGCGAGAGAUCUUGCUGGACCCUGAUCUCAAGCGCUACAGCGUCAUCAUGCUGGAUGAAGCACACGAGAGAACCAUUGCCACAGAUGUCUUGUUUGGACUGCUCAAGAAAACCCUAAAGAGGAGGCCUGAUCUGAAGCUGAUUGUCACCUCAGCCACUCUCGACGCCGACAAAUUCUCUGAGUACUUUAACCAGUGUCCGAUCUUUUCCAUUCCUGGCCGAACGUUCCCCGUCGAAAUCAUGUAUUCAAGAGAACCCGAGGAAGACUAUUUAGAUGCGGCCUUGACUACCGUCAUGCAAAUUCACCUGACCGAACCACCGGGUGAUAUUCUGUUGUUCUUGACUGGACAGGAAGAGAUCGACACCAGCUGCGAGGUUCUCUACGAAAGGAUGAAGGCGUUAGGACCUAGCGUUCCUGAACUGGUCAUUCUCCCCGUCUACUCCGCCCUGCCCAGCGAAAUGCAGAGCCGAAUUUUUGAGCCUGCGCCGCCAGGUGGUCGAAAAGUGGUCAUUGCCACGAACAUUGCCGAAACAUCUAUCACCAUUGACGGGAUUUACUACGUGAUUGACCCAGGCUUUGUCAAGCAGAACGCCUAUGAUCCCAAGCUUGGGAUGGAUUCGCUUGUUGUGACACCGAUUUCCCAGGCACAAGCCAAACAAAGAGCCGGUCGAGCAGGGAGAACCGGUCCAGGCAAAUGCUUCCGGCUAUAUACCGAAGCAGCAUACCAAUCCGAAAUGCUCCCCACUUCCAUACCAGAAAUCCAGCGCCAGAAUCUUUCCAACACCAUCCUCAUGCUCAAAGCAAUGGGUAUCAACGAUCUCCUACAUUUCGACUUCAUGGACCCACCACCAACGAAUACUAUGUUAACCGCCCUCGAAGAACUCUACGCUCUUUCUGCCCUCGAUGAUGAAGGUCUUCUCACACGACUGGGCCGCAAAAUGGCCGAUUUCCCAAUGGAGCCCUCUUUAUCAAAGGCCCUGAUCGCAUCUGUUGAUUUGGGCUGUUCGGAAGAGAUGCUUACUAUCGUGGCGAUGCUUUCCGUUCAGACGGUGUUUUACCGUCCCAAGGAGAAGCAACAGCAGGCGGACCAGAAAAAGGCGAAGUUUCACGAUCCCCACGGCGACCAUCUUACGCUGCUCAACGUCUACAAUGCGUGGAAGCAAUCUCGGUACAGUGAUCCCUGGUGUUUCGAGAACUUUAUCCAGAAGCGUUCAAUAGCGCGAGCUCGAGAUGUGCGCCAGCAGCUCGUCACGAUCAUGGAACGGUACAAACAUCAAAUUGUCUCUUGCGGCCGCAAUACGAUCAAGGUUCGACAAGCACUCUGCGCCGGAUUUUUCAGGAACUCGGCACGAAAGGAUCCGCAGGAGGGAUACAAAACUCUUAUUGAGGGCACGCCCGUGUACAUGCAUCCUAGUUCCGCACUGUUCGGAAAACCGGCCGAACAUGUCAUCUUCCACACCUUGGUGCUGACGACCAAGGAGUAUAUGCACUGCGCGACUGUGAUUGAACCUAAGUGGCUCGUUGAAGCUGCCCCGACGUUCUUCAAGGUCGCUCCCACAGAUCGUUUGAGCAAGCGCAAGAAGGCAGAAAGGAUUCAACCCUUGCACAAUAAAUUCGCCAGUGGAGAUGAUGACUGGCGGUUAAGUGCGCAGAGAAGGCAAGGUAAGGGAGGUGGAGGAGGCACCUGGGGUUGA
This is a messenger RNA of Fonsecaea erecta, 3687 nucleotides long. RefSeq lists its product as hypothetical. Gene Ontology annotation, biological process: spliceosomal complex disassembly. NCBI's taxonomy places the organism in Eukaryota, Fungi, Ascomycota, Eurotiomycetes, Chaetothyriales, Herpotrichiellaceae. The coding region runs from base 1 to 3687 and encodes 1228 amino acids. The record is from RefSeq and is a predicted model, not a curated record. Gene Ontology annotation, cellular component: catalytic step 2 spliceosome; intracellular anatomical structure. The transcript is spliced from 2 exons. Gene Ontology annotation, molecular function: ATP binding; RNA binding.